This is a messenger RNA of Salvia miltiorrhiza (redroot sage), 1020 nucleotides long. RefSeq lists its product as uncharacterized. The transcript is spliced from 5 exons. The record is from RefSeq and is a predicted model, not a curated record. The coding region runs from base 1 to 1020 and encodes 339 amino acids. Lineage: Eukaryota; Viridiplantae; Streptophyta; Magnoliopsida; Lamiales; Lamiaceae.
AUGGGCGUAAAGUGUGCAUUUCUGAAUGGAGUGCUGACUGAUGAAGUUUAUGUGGAACAACCUCCUGGAUUUGAAGUAGCUGGAACUGACAAAGUAUACAAAUUGAAGAAAGCCCUCUAUGGACUGAAGCAGGCCCCUAGAGCGUGGUAUGACACUUUGUCAAAGUAUCUACAUGAAAAGGGACUCAAGAAGGGAUCAUUGGAUAGAACUCUAUUCACACUGAAAGAAGGAGAAGAGCUCAUACUUGUUCAAAUCUAUGUGGAUGAUAUAAUCUUCGGGUCAAGAUCGGAAAGAUUAUGCAAAACUUGGAGUUUGUGCAGAUAUCAAUCAGAUCUAAAGGAAGCUCACAUGGAUGCAACUAAGACGAUCCUAAGAUAUCUCAAAGGCACACUGAACAUUAAGCAGAAUUUAGUCGCUACAUCGACAACUGAAGCUGAAUAUGUUGCUGUUGGAAUCUGUUGUUCUCAACUGUUGUGGCUCAUGCAACAACUGAAGGAUUAUGGGAUUGAAGAAUUUAAAGUACUAAUCUACUGCGAUAGCUCCAGUGCUAUUGCAAUUGCUCAAAAUCUGGAACAUCACACAAGGCCCAUCCUGAAGAUAGAUUCAAUGACUUAUGUGGAAGAUUGGGUCUACUCAAUCCAGAAGAAUGAUACUGAUAUUGUUUCGUGCACUCUACUGAAGAUGUUUUAUGACAAACUGAAGAUUGAUUCCACCGGCAACUACAUCAGCACCAUCAACGUCUUCACCUCUUCCAAUCUCAAGGAACAUGAAGCCUUCCAAAUCAAUGUCUCACAGAUUGUUCGUAAUCUGUAUCACCUACCCUCCAAAGGUCCACUUCCCUCCUCUAUCUCUGAUCAGACGGCCAAUGAGAUUCUUCGAGAGGCCAUGAAAGACAAUGCCUCCUCCAAAGGCACACUGAAGCUGUCCAACUACAAACCUACCCACAAGAUCCUAGAAAAAAUUAUUCAGAGAUGUUGGAUUGGGAUGAGAGGAUCGCCAGACCAAACAUCGCUGCCCUAG